ACGUUGGUACAACUGACUAAAUGGCCACUGAAAUGCAGUAGGUGGUGGUUUGUGUCAUCUCCUUAAAUAUUUACCCUUCCUCACACGAAUGUAAGACUCGGUUCUGCGCUCGCUAUCAGAGUAAACAGUAGCGAAGGUAGUCUGAGGGCGAACCAGGCGAUGAGUUGAGACCAUGGGCAACAAACACAGCUGCUGCGUCUACGCCAGCCCCCAGGUGACCCGCAAGGAGGGGGCGGCGGCCGCAGGCCAGACAGGCGGUCGGCGAGGUUUCGACGAGCUAGCUUCCAACCACGAAGAAAGUGUCGGCAACCUUCAACACAUCAGCGAGCGCGAACCUGAAGACUGGGACACGGACCCUUCAUCACACCCGAAGGCCGGCACGAUUUUCAUGGAGCGCUCCAAGGCCUCCAUCCAGAAUGGUCUAGUCAGGAAAAAGAGCCAGAAUCACUUGUUUGAAUCUCGGCCCAUGAAGAAGAGCUCGUCUUGUUCUACGAUAUUCCUGGAUGACAGUACAGUCUCUCAACCGAACCUCAAAAGCACCGUCAAGUGCGUCGCCCUUGCCAUUUACUUCCACAUUAAAAACAGGACCUCCAACAAACACCUCGAUAUUUUUGAUGAGAAGCUCCAUCCUUUGACGAAGGAUAGUGUUCCAGAAGAUUAUGACAGGCAUAAUCCCGAACACAGGCAAAUUUACAAGUUUGUCAGGACCCUGUUCAAUGCCGCACAACUAACAGCAGAGUGUGCCAUUAUCACGCUAGUGUACUUGGAAAGGUUGCUAACAUAUGCCGAGAUUGACAUAACUCCUGGCUCGUGGAAGAGGAUAGUCCUGGGUGCUAUUUUACUCGCAUCCAAAGUGUGGGAUGAUCAAGCCGUGUGGAACGUGGACUAUUGCCAAAUAUUGAAGGACAUUACUGUUGAAAACAUGAACGAGCUGGAGCGUCAGUUUUUAGAAAUGCUGCAGUUCAACAUCAACGUGCCCUCCAGUGUUUACGCCAAGUACUACUUCGAUUUACGAACGCUGGCCGAGGCCAACGAACUCGCCUUCCCAGCCGAGCCGCUGAGCCGGUCGCGGGCGCAGAAGCUGGAGGCGAUGAGCCGCAUCGCGGAGGACCGGGUGGUCGGUGGGCUCGUCAACAGCCAGAUCUCGGCGCAGAAACGCUGGGCAUCGCUGGACAACGUCAGCUGCGCUAUCUCCCGCAGGUCCGUCGCCAUUUUGUCGUAACAUUCCUAUUUUUGUAUUGGCAAGAAAGAGAGAGAAAAAAAAUGAAAGUAAUCCAAAAUCGGA
This is a messenger RNA of Cloeon dipterum, 1285 nucleotides long. It is a transcript of the gene CycY, whose product is annotated as cyclin Y. NCBI's taxonomy places the organism in Eukaryota, Metazoa, Arthropoda, Insecta, Ephemeroptera, Baetidae. The record is from RefSeq and is a predicted model, not a curated record. Gene Ontology annotation, molecular function: protein kinase binding; cyclin-dependent protein serine/threonine kinase activator activity. Gene Ontology annotation, cellular component: plasma membrane. Gene Ontology annotation, biological process: regulation of cyclin-dependent protein serine/threonine kinase activity; regulation of canonical Wnt signaling pathway. The transcript is spliced from 6 exons. Bases 173 to 1222 code for a protein of 349 amino acids.